Molecule: messenger RNA, 2805 nt
Organism: Pecten maximus
Lineage: Eukaryota; Metazoa; Mollusca; Bivalvia; Pectinida; Pectinidae
Product: T-box transcription factor TBX20-like
Exons: 7
Coding region: 244-1752 (502 amino acids)
Biological process (GO): cell fate specification; heart development; positive regulation of DNA-templated transcription
Cellular component (GO): nucleus
Molecular function (GO): DNA-binding transcription factor activity, RNA polymerase II-specific; RNA polymerase II cis-regulatory region sequence-specific DNA binding
Source: RefSeq, a predicted model, not a curated record
GAUAUUGUCAACGGAAGACGGCCAGAGUUUGACAGCAGCCAAAAUAAACGUGUUGUCUUUCCAACAUACCCGUGAUGAUAGUUAUGUAGAGAUAUAUUAAAUCUGUAGAUGUAUAACCAUCUAUUGGGACGAUUAGGUUUGUGAGGGAGAAGACAUGAGACUGCAUGUUUGGAAGUGUAUCUAACUAAAUAGUGCUAUACUAUAUAUAGACUGUAUUCUGUGACGGAGCCUUUCUCUGACAGAAUGGAUAGUUUCUCCGAUGACAAUUCGUGUGCGGAUGGCUACCCCGGGGACAGAAGGGCGGUGUCCCCUUCCAAAGCCCUGCUGUCGUCCAAAGCCACUGCCUUCUCCAUAGCGGCACUGAUGGGACGAGAGGGGGAGGCUGACAACCACCAUUCCCCUAAAGACUCUUCCUCAACGGAAACACCCGAGGACUGUGGAGAGACGCAGAUUGCACCCCUAGAGAAACUAGUGGAAUCUGCUACAUCCUCCUCGCCUGUACCCAAGUAUCCCCUCACCCCGUCCGGGGAGGAGAAAAUAAAAUCUGAACCGGCCACGGACAUUGACGAGGUUAGCACUACCACUUCCCCCGCGUGCAGCAAGGAAAUGGCGGGAAUUCAGUGUUGUCUCGAAACGAAGGACUUAUGGGACAAAUUUCACGAGCUCGGCACGGAAAUGAUCAUCACCAAGACCGGACGGCGGAUGUUUCCUACUCUUCGGGUGUCAUUCACGGGAGUUGACCCCGAGGUCAGGUAUAUGGUGCUGAUGGAUAUAGUUCCGGUUGACAACAAGCGUUACAGAUACGCCUACCACCGGUCAUCAUGGUUGGUGGCCGGAAAAGCUGACCCGCCACUCCCGACCAGACUUUACAUGCACCCUGACUCUCCGUUCACGGGAGAACAACUCCAAAAACAGACCGUCUCAUUUGAAAAACUGAAAUUAACAAACAAUAUGUUGGAUAAAAAUGGACAUAUUAUAUUGAAUUCAAUGCAUAAAUACCAGCCGAGAAUUCACAUUGUGAGAAAGAAGGAGUCGAUUUCUAAUCAGACCUCCAUUACUAGUCUAGAUGCUGAGGAAUUCAAGACCUUCGUCUUCACGGAGAGUGUGUUUAUCGGGGUGACGGCCUACCAGAACCAACUGAUCACUAAGCUGAAGAUUGAUAGCAACCCGUUUGCGAAAGGAUUCCGGGAUUCGACAAGACUGACAGAGUUUGAAAGUCCAUCUGCCUCUGACCACGUCUUUCUUAAAUACAGAGAAAGUAUGGAGACGCUGAUCCAGCAGCAUACAUAUGCCCGGUCACCACUCCGGUCCUAUACAGACGCCGAGCUGGAGGAGUCCCUCAAACAACACCGAGAGUUUCUUGCCAAAGAAGAGACAGAAAAACAAGGAAUGCUACCUCAUCCACACUUUCCAAUAUGGCGGCCUAUUCCCUCGUCUGUGAUGGGGUCCUCCGCCGGUGCUUCCUCUUACAUGCCUAAUGACAGUAGAUCAUUGUACGCCCUCUAUGGCGGUUUAUUUGGACUUCAUAACUCCAGCUUUGUUUUUCCAACUGUGGCGUUUCAUCCGUUUGUUAGUGCCAAUAAUCUCCGAAUGAGAGAAUCCAUGCCCGGAAGUGUAUCAUACUCAUCGUCUUCGGAAACCCCCGGACUCCCUUAUCCCGCAUCUAUGUACAGAUAUCACCCAUAUUUAUCACCUGAAAAGAUGGCACAAAAAAGUUCGGACUCCUCCGUAGUGGAUAGUUGUCGACCCUAACAGUCGUUUUCAAUAUUUAUUUGCCAAAAUACAUCGAUACAAACUAAAAUUACUCUGAAUCAAUUAGCUGGACUAAGGGAUUGAUUAAGAUGUGUUAGCCUCUAGUCGCCAUUUCAACAGAAGUUGAUCUUGCCGUUUAACGAAGUAAGAUAUUCUGCCACUGAAAUAACUGGUUAACAGGAAAGAAGUAUAUGUCACUCAGACAGUUUAUCGCCCAGUGUUGAUGAUGGAUAUUAGGGUGAACUACAUCAGCAAUUGUACAGACAAGUGUAUUUGUGUCUGUGAUUCCCCCAGUAUCGAUUUCGAUGCUGAUGGACAACAGAAAUAUAUUAUGUGCCAUAUAGGACACGAACGACAGAAUAUAAUGGCUGUGAUACUAUUAUAUAUUAUUAGAUGUUUCUAGGUGACUAGGUAAAGCCGUUUAUCUGAUAAAAUAAGUACGACAAUGAAAUAUCAUUUCUGUCAACCCUCUCUGUUUUUUGAGAGUCUUCAUCAUUUUCAUUCUAGAUUAUUUAAUUCAGAAAUCACCUCCAAACUUGCAUUGAUACUGAAAUUAAAUUCGUUCUUAACAUAGAACAGCUCAAAAAAGUAAGUUUGUUGCACCACUAUUUUGUAAAAUAGCGCAUUAUGCAUAGGUUUGGAAUACAUUGCUAAUUUUACUACUCAUUUUCUCUCCCGUUUCAUAUUUGAAAAGUCGGCAGAUUUGAAGUAUCAAUAAGAUAAUGCUAUCUUCUCAUGGUUGUAUUUGUUAUAAGGUUGAAGAAUCAACUUUCAUACGACAUGGUAGAUGUGAAUCAUGACUUAAGUUCGGACACUAUGGUUAUAUAGAAUGGCAGCCGGUUUCUGAGAUUGUUUGCAAUAGUUAAAAGUCCUCUUAAUUAUAUUAGAUGUUUGUUUCAUUUGUCUAGAUAUUUAUUUGUUUAGCUAGUGUAUAUAUUGAAGAAGAAGUGCUGAUGGUGUGUUGCUGAGUGACACCAGUGUGUAACCUGUUCAGAUUUAUAUACAACUUAGGACUGAUCUCGUCAUCAUGUCAAUAAAAUACUGACAAUUGCU